Molecule: messenger RNA, 418 nt
Organism: Symbiodinium necroappetens
Lineage: Eukaryota; Dinophyceae; Suessiales; Symbiodiniaceae
Source: the annotation of a GenBank genome assembly
AUGCAGGCUUCGCGCCCAGGAAUACUGCGUGGUGUGCGGGCCUCACAAGUGCUGCAUCACCUGCCGUGGGCGUGGCUACGCCGUGAUCUGAAUCCUUUACAUGCUCUUAGCCAGGAGACAUCCAAGUUCGACCAGUUUUGGUCCCACAGCUGGAAGGGGGCAAUGUGGGCGAAGUACGUCAAUCUACUCUACCUUCAGACAUGCCUUGCAGCAAACGUUGCCGGCACGCUAAGUGCCAGUCUCGCCCUUGGCUUCGUCUCAGCAGGGUGGCUGGGAGCAAGACGAGGAUUCUGCCUCGUCUUCGGCUUUGUGACCUUUUGCUUCACUCCUUUGCUCUGGCGCUCACGGAGGAUUGUUUUUCUAGAUAUCGUCUGCAUUAACCAGGAGGACCAGCUGCUCAAGGCAGAAGCCAUCAUGA